This is a messenger RNA of Liolophura sinensis, 1345 nucleotides long. Its product is annotated as SUMO-conjugating enzyme UBC9-B. Lineage: Eukaryota; Metazoa; Mollusca; Polyplacophora; Chitonida; Chitonidae. The transcript has 7 exons. The record is from RefSeq and is a predicted model, not a curated record. Bases 102 to 611 code for a protein of 169 amino acids.
AUGUGUGAGCGCAUGUGCAAAAUAAUCGGAAGCGAAAAUAAAAGACUGGAGAAGUUGAACUGGAAGGUUUGCAUUUUUUUAGCUGAGUAAUCUUUGUGAAGAUGUCUGGAAUAGCCUUAGGACGACUAGCAGAAGAAAGGAAAGCCUGGAGAAAAGACCACCCUUUUGCUGUGAUUUACUCUUCACAGGGUUUUGUUGCCAAACCUAACAAAAAUGCAGAUGGAACCUUGAAUUUGAUGAAUUGGGAGUGUGCUAUUCCAGGUAAAAAAGGGACAAACUGGGAAGGAGGCCUGUACAAAUUACGAAUGCUGUUCAAGGAUGACUACCCUACCUCUCCACCCAAAUGUAAAUUUGACCCACCCCUGUUUCACCCUAACGUCUACCCCUCUGGUACAGUGUGUCUAUCUCUGCUAGAUGAAGACAAAGACUGGAGGCCAACAGUGUCCAUCAAACAGAUAUUAUUAGGCAUACAGGAAUUAUUGAACGAGCCAAAUAUUAAGGACCCAGCUCAGGCAGAAGCUUACACAAUUUACUGCCAGAACCGCAUGGAAUACGACAAACGAGUACGUGCCCAGGCUCAACACUUCAAACCGAACACCCUUUGUGGUUAACUUUCCAUACUUUACUAAUCACUUGUCCAGUUUUCAUCUCAUUGUUCCAGACAACAUAACUGAAUGUCAUUUUUGUGGUUUAAAUACUGUAUAUACUGAGUGUAUAAAGUUCAUUUUUUCUUAAUUGUUGUCUGGCUAUGUAGGAUAAUCCCUGAUUGUUCUUGUGGCUAGCAUUGGAACCCUGUCUGUUUUACUCCACAUUAGUCACAGGAACCUUCGUUGUGCAAAUUCCAUACAAUCUAGAUCAGUGUAAUUGUUCCUAGGCGGGCCUCGAGCACAGAAGGGAUAUCUAUUGUAUAUCAGCCAUCCUAUUACUGUCCUAGUCAGUUAUUGCAUUAGCUUAAUGUAAAAUGAUAAUAAAAGCAAAAAUGGCCAUAUUGUGCCAUGUGGCCUGGGUAGACUUGUUGGAUGUCUCUUAAUAAGUAGUUAUGACUUAUAAUGAACAUGAAAUAAUAUUGAAGAGCAAUCGCAGAACUUUUUCUAUAUCUGGACAUUUAAGGGAGAUAAAUAAGAUGAGUUAUGGGAAGGUCAAGAUAUUUUACUAGGGAAAAAAAAUAUGCUGUGUUGAAAUGAAGAUCUUUUACUAGGAUGAGUGAGAGAGGCUUUGUAUUUAUUCUGUUGUAAAUCAAUACAUUGUUUUAUGGUUUUCAUAUCCUUGGAAUAGGUCAGCUUUUGGAAAUCAGUAACUUUUUUUUUUUCUGUGUACAAAGUCUAAAUAAACUCUCAUUAUUUCA